AUGGAUGACUGUGGGACUCUCGAGUUUAGUUCCAUUACUAGCGAAGAGAAGUACGAGAUGUACUCAGUGGAGAUGGAGAAAUACGAUGGGGAAAUGGAUGUGAAGAUUAAGAAGAAGAAAAACAAAGGGUUGAAGAAAAAAGAGAAGUUGGAGAAUAUGAAGAAAGAGAUGGAUGUGGAUGAUCAUCAGCUGUCUAUAGAAGAAUUGGAGAGGAAAUAUAGGACCAACAUCAAGAAGGGUUUGACCAGCACAGUGGCCGGAGAGAUUAUGCUUCGUGAUGGUCCCAAUGAAUUGAAGCCCCCCAAAGGCACUCCAGAGUACGUGAAGUUUGCCCGUCAGCUGGCUGGGGGGCUGCAGUGCCUGAUGUGGGUGGCAGCUGCCAUCUGUCUCAUUGCCUUUGGCAUCCAGUGUGGCCAAGGUGACCUUACCAGCGCAGACAAUGUAAGUGCCACGCAGCAGAAACAGACCAUCAAUUGGUGGUCACCGGGACAGAGAGAGAGGCAAUAG
Thamnophis sirtalis is the source of this 507-nucleotide messenger RNA. The record is from RefSeq and is a predicted model, not a curated record. Lineage: Eukaryota; Metazoa; Chordata; Lepidosauria; Squamata; Natricidae.